Topomyia yanbarensis is the source of this 4348-nucleotide messenger RNA. RefSeq names its product ectopic P granules protein 5 homolog. Lineage: Eukaryota; Metazoa; Arthropoda; Insecta; Diptera; Culicidae. Gene Ontology annotation, cellular component: cytoplasm. The transcript has 7 exons. The record is from RefSeq and is a predicted model, not a curated record. Gene Ontology annotation, biological process: autophagosome maturation. The coding region runs from base 371 to 4348 and encodes 1325 amino acids.
UCAAAACAAAGAAACAUCCUUCGAUCUCUCGCCUGUUUUUUUGUCGCUCGAGCUCGCAUAUAUAAAUUUAGUAUCAAAAUAAAUGUAUGUAAUACAUGUUGAAGAUUAUCGUUAUUAGUGGUAGUGGAAUGGCAGAACGUGAAAGAAGUAAACGAAGUAUUAGAAGCAUACAUAAACUGCACUUUACUUGAAACCUCCGUCGCCGCCUGGCUCAACUGUGAUUUUGUUUACUUAUUGCAGUUUGUUGAAUCAUCAAAAAAAACAUCAGUCGUCAGCGAUGUGAGACGUAAAAAGUUUCAUUAAGCAAGUAACAAUACUGAUCAAGACUAUUUAAAACGUUACGUUUAUUAUCAGAACAAAAGUCCACAACAUGGCAACACUCGAGAAACACAAAACAAAGAAACCGAAAGCCAAGCUUAAACCACUGGUUCUGCCCGAAGUCCCGAUCGGUGAGCCACUGGAAAACGAUGGAGAUCUUUUCGAGCCGCUAUCGGCGGUGGAUAUUGACUUUCCCAGUACUUCCACGUCAGAGGAAGCUGCUGCCGUUCUGAUAGACGUGAGAAAUUUAACACUAGAAGAAGUUGGAAAAGCAGAAGAAUGCAACGAGGGGACGAUCCAGCCGGAAGGUGAUAUCCAAGAGGAAGAGCUUUCCGUGGAAGCAACAGCGCCUACGGCGCCAGUUUUUGAUGAGCCCGUGAAAGAGGUAAAUCCUCUGCUAGCUUAUACCGUGAAGCAGGAACACGUGCAAUCGCUGUAUCCAAACUUGAAGGAGUUGGUAACAAGUCCUGAUAAACAGCUGCCGGCGGAGGUCGUCUCGCUGAAACCGUACACUCGCCAACAGUUGGGCCAAUUCUACGCGGUGGAUAACGAACUUCGACAGGCGGAAGCCUUCGAGCAGGAGUUCAUCGCCCGAGAACUACAGGGAAGCGAUCAUUGCGGCAAUCAUCCGCUGUAUCAGCUGCUACAGUGCUACGCGAAGGCACGAGCUGAUUAUAGCCUGAACCUGCUGGAGUGCAAUGCACUUCAACACAAGAGUAAAAAGUUGGCGAGAGAAGUGUGGCUACUGAGGGAACAGACUUUUAUCGGAACGGCCACUUGCGCUGAUGAGAAGGUGGUGCGGGGGCAAUAUCAAGCCAUGGUCGCGACGCUGCAACAAACCGCUCUGAACCAACUAACUGCAACCCUGAAGGAACUGGUGAAGCAGUCCUGCUUCCAGUGCAACCAGAGAGCCUACGAAGUAGAUGCCACCCGGCUCAAAAUUAACCAGAAAAUCUACGAAACACUUAAUCUGCACUCGCUUCUCUCGAAUAUGCCUAGCAACGCUCCCGUGGUACUUAAUCCGAGUACCUAUCCGACCGAUCUGUCGGUGGCUAUCGGCGAGCUGCGUCUGUGUAUCUCGAUUUUGUUUAGCUUCCUUCGAAAAGGCGUCACCGAUAAACGGUUUCUGUCGGAUGUAAAAUCUUGGAUCGGGAAACUGGUGGCCACUCAGUUACGGAUUGCGAACACCCACGAUCAUCUGUUCGUGUUGUUUCAUGUUCUUCGGAGUCCUAGUGGGAUCGCAAACUGGGCCACUCGGAUGAUUCAGAUGCCAGUCGGGGAAAGUUUUCUGUGGGGAAGUAGCGAAUUUCAGCACGUUUUAAUUGUAAUGGCAUCGAUUCUGCUGCCUGUCAGGAAAAGGAAUGAUUUUUUGGAGAAACUGAAGGUAGAUACGAACCGCUCGAUCGAUGUCGUUCAGGAGGAGAUGUGGGCGAUAGUGGACAGCGAUGGGGAAGAUUGUAGCAGUUCGGAUUCGAUUUCCGAGCUGAAGGAAGGCGAUUUAGUGGCACUGAUUGAUCAAGUCCCUUUCGGAAGUAUCUUUCGAGCGAUGACCCAGGCUGACGAAAGGCUGGAUGGAACGUUUCGGUUAAACGAGGAAGCUGUCACUGGAACUUACCUGUUGAAAUCGAUUGCGUUCGGUACGAUUUUUGUUGAACUAUUGGGAAACGGGUUGAUCACUUACGAUGCCGAUCGCUACCGGCAGUUCGCCAAAAGGGUGGCAAGGUUGAUCAAACACACCGUGUUCUAUGUUAGCGACCUGUACCGGAUCUUUGUGGAGCACAGGAAAAGUAGUCAGGUGCAAGCAGAUCCUGCUCAACUGGGUAGAAUCAGGUUGGAAUUUGACAUAUUCGUCGUGCGUUCGGCUCACUACAUAUACAGAUCGAGAAAGAUCGGAACGUGGCAAUAUCUGACAGGUUUGCCCUUUGAUCAGUUGAGCAUCAACGCACUGUGGAAAUUGUACUUUUGUCUGCAUCUUAAUGAGUUCAAAGAAGAGGUGAUUUCUGACGUCAGCAGUGACUUCCAAUCGGCAUGUGUUGGCGAAGAGCGUCGAGAGACAUUCCGAAAUAGCUUAUUGGAAAUGCCUUCGGAAGAUCUGUACUAUCUUCUGCAGGUUUUCUCCAGCAUGGCCUUGUCCAGGGAAUCAACCGAUGCCGAGUUUAUUGAAACCGUAGCUUUGAACCUGGUGGACAUCGGUUACCUCAACGAAUACACCAAAGACUUUUGUUACAAGGCGGUUAAGGAUUUGCUGAUCAACAUCGUUUCCAAGUAUCCAUCGCUGGUGUCGAAUCUUCUGCGGUGGCUAAAGCAAGAGAUCGGCGCAGCUGACCAAUCGGCAACGUACAUCUUCAAAUCACUUCCACUGGACCGGUGGAGGCCACAAUGGGCAGACUUUGAACUGCUUGCCACGUGGAUUCUGAACUAUUCGUUCUGCUCGAUUCAAAGCUCUACGGCGCGAGUGAUUUUGAUCCAUCUGAACUACAACUUUGAUCAGAACAACGAACUUUUCCUACCCCACGACAUCCACGUCCGAAUCGCUUGUUUAGUCACCGAGGUAUACAUCAAGCACGUUCCCGAAACUCUCUGCAGUUAUCAAGGUCUGUCUGCUUCCGUGAGCAGUCUGGUGCCGGGCAAAGGUGCGCAGAACCAGUUUCUAGCUUGGUGCUGGAACAUGGUUGGCCUUCUGCGACUGCACUGUAUGGAUCAAAGCCCGGCUGCCAUCAACGAAAUGAUCAAAAAUCCUGCUCUCAUUCAGCGGCAUGUACUCGAGCUGGAGAAUGCUCAACAGAUAUAUCAGGGAGUCACCGAGAAUCGACCGCUCGCUGUCUAUUUGGCUAUUCUGAUAAGCCAAUGGGGACAUUCCGUGCCGCAAAUUUGUCACAAAGGGCUGGAGCAGAUUCGACUAUUGCUGAACGAUCACCGCUACACGGUAGUUGUGCGCUGUCUGCAACUGAUCACUCCCCUAUUCCUAGAAUGCCCCGAUAGUUUGAGUCGUUGCGAAGCGUUCAAAUCGAUUCUGUUGAGCUUGAUAGCGGCGGACCGAUACUACGCUCGAUUUACCAAGGAUCAGUUCCAACCGGAAUCAAGCACACCCGUUACCGAAAUGCUAAAUUGUAUGAUCCUCUCGCAGAUCACGAACUACACGAGCUAUGGACUGAACUCGCCGACGCUGCUAAUCAACAUCUGGUUACUUUGCCUAACUGAACUACCGAAUUGGACCAAAGAUUCGGCGGUUCUUGGGCUAUUGGAUGCCAUGCUCGGAGUUGCUUACCAAUUUCCCGAUUCUUGGCACUCGAUGAAGGAAUUCUUCCGACCCUUCUAUGUGCGCUUCGAAGACAUCAAAACCUGCAAAGCAUCGGGUCUUCUGACCCUACUCGUCUCAAAUCCAACCGAUCUGUUCACAACACCAUCAGCCUCCACCGUGUUCCUUUCGAUAUUCACCCUCGAACUAGAGUACGAGAUUACCGAGAUCCAGACUCGAAUCUGGCACGAGAUCCUACGUUCCAUCGGCAUACCAACUGUUUCAUCCAAAGUGUCACUGGACACAGCCGUGAAAAAAGCCACCUCAAUCCUAGGCUACCCAUCGUUUCCGGCCAACGCCCUGACCCUGUACAAACUGGCCAACCUAGUAGCAACUAGUUCGAUCAAAAACUACAUGUACCCGAUCGUCUGCCAACUAUUCUUCACGAUUUACCUUUCACGAAUCCCCUUAGCCCAUGACGAGGAACGGUUCGCUCAUCUAUUCGGCGUCUCCGACCGUUUCUACGAGUACAAUGUGGGACUGAUGAAACGAGUUAAGAUAAAGCUGUACGAAGCUGAGUGUUACUACAAUGCGGCCUCCGUAAGUGAAACGGACGAAAGCCAACUAUCGUUCUACAACCAUUGUACUAGAUUGUUCAAGACAUUACAACUGUGGCUGGAGGAUACACACUUCCCGUAUGCGCGGGCGCAUACUCCGUACGUUAACGGUUUAGAUUGUUCCGUCACCGAAUGGUCAAUUCAGGUUCAACUCAUACGGCUUUCCUCCGACUAA